AUGGUGGCUAAUGCAACAUUACCCGAAGAGCUGAUACUCCAAAUCGUGUCCAGGGCGACGGUGAAGACGGUGGGGCGAUGCAGAUGCGUCUCGACAGUGUGGCGCUCUCUCUUCUCUGAUCCCCAAUUCGCGAAAUCGCACUUCCAGGUAUCCCCUAAGCAUCAAGCCCUAAUAUUUCUACGCGACGAAAAACUCAAAAGAGUGGAUUUCGAUUUGAGCAAUACGGCGUCGUUUGAGAAAGAGUCUCUGGUUGUCCGAGAUCUGAAGGCCCCUUUCGGUCACACUUGGCUCCGGUUUUUACGGUCCUGCAAUGGGCUGGUGGCUUUAGCUGACUUCGGUCAGUUUCUAGGGAAAGAAGAAAGCUUGUUUAUAUGGAAUCCGUCCACUGGGUUCUUGAAGAAAUUACCAUCCCGGCGAUCUAAUGAAAAAUUCAUAUUUGGGUUUGGGUGCGCGUCCAGCAGCGAUGAAUACAAAUUAUUGGUGGGUGCGAAGAUCUUUUCAUUCAAGACUAACUCAUGGAAGCCCAUUGAAAUGCCCCCCUCCUGCCGCCGCUUUGAUCGGGGAUAUGGUGUGCUUUGCAGGGAUGCAUUGUAUUGGCGGCCACUCUAUCCGGUUCAAGGACAAGAUUUGUAUGCUUUCAAUUUGGAAAAGGAGGAGUUUUCGAUAAUGAAGCUGCCUGAAGCUUUUCAAACAGGACGAGCCAAUAGUUACAGUGUCAUACGCGAUCAUCGUGUCACUUGUGAUGGGUGCUUGUUUGUAAUGGACGAGACUCCGGUGUGGGAUGGUGGUUGUGCGGUGGAGUAUCACCGUGAGUUUUGGGUCAUGAGAGAGUAUGGCAACAGUGAUUCCUGGACUAGAUCAUUUGGCGUAAAGAUCCCCUGCCCCAAACAGUCGGGGCUGAGGAGUUCGCCUCUAAACUUUGGAGCAAUUUCGGUUAUGGAAACUAGUGCAUUUGUGAGGAAUGAAGCAAAAGAAGAAGAACAGAAACUCAUGUCUACCACUUAUUAUCGCUAUGAAGAAGAGAACCCCCACAUGUAUAUGAUUGAGAGUGGCUCGUGUCAGAAGGUUGUAUACGAAGAGAGUCUGUAUUGUCUUGCUUAG
This is a messenger RNA of Fragaria vesca subsp. vesca, 1101 nucleotides long. Its product is annotated as F-box protein CPR30-like. The transcript has a single exon. Gene Ontology annotation, molecular function: protein binding. Bases 1 to 1101 code for a protein of 366 amino acids. Lineage: Eukaryota; Viridiplantae; Streptophyta; Magnoliopsida; Rosales; Rosaceae. The record is from RefSeq and is a predicted model, not a curated record.